This is a messenger RNA of Oryzias latipes (Japanese medaka), 2731 nucleotides long. The record is from RefSeq and is a predicted model, not a curated record. NCBI's taxonomy places the organism in Eukaryota, Metazoa, Chordata, Actinopteri, Beloniformes, Adrianichthyidae.
AUAAACAAUCAAUACUGCUUUAAGGUUUCCAUGGAGGCCAGCCCGACUUAAACAGGCAGGCGAGAAGACUGAUCCACACCGACGCCGCUUCCAGAGACCAAUCUGGUUUUCAUGCACACGAAAUUCAGGCCACGCCUCUAUUUUGCUCAGCAUCAUGUCUUUGUGUCUGAGGUCACCAGACCCCCCCCCUACUGGUCGCAUAAGUAAAGUCUUCAGCAUUAAAAAGGUAAAACCCGCUUUAUAGCAAAGGUGACCACAGAUCCAAGAGAGCAGGGACGAUCGAUGUGGAGCGAGGAAGGGAACGUUUCGCCAGCGCCGCGCUUUUUAUGACAGCUCCCAGUCCAAAUCCAAAUUCUGAUGACGUCUUUAUUGAGGGAGGGGGUGGCAUGUGAACCCCCUCCCUCCUCCAAUGAAGGGAUGUGUGGUCCUUCUGCAAAGCCUGUGUGCAGCACAUUUGCAUUUACAUUCCCACUGCUGGCGCCUGAAACAGGAGGCUUUUUUCCCCGAGCGCUGUGAAAAAGUGGAAACAAAGGCGUUGGUUGGAGGAGGCCCGUCAAACACUCCCUGCCUGUCCCUCUCCCAGACUGGAAUUAAAUACUCUUCAUUCCAUCCUCAUUCAUUAGCUCCACGCCCACAACCUCAGCGCCAUAUGGGGCCAUGAAAUGCCUCCUGCACACACAAAAUGAAGGAGGUGGCGGAAUGAUAGCCAAGACUGUUUACUAAUACUGCUGCUCACUCUGCUUUUAUUACAAAGCGCCAGGCUUUCCAUUACAGCAAACCGAGGGAAACGAAGACGAAGAAGAGGAGAACAGAAGGCAGAGAGGAGGAGGGAGACUGCCAACAUCGGAUUAAAAGAUGAGGAAGGAAGAAAACAGUGGCUGGGUUGAUUUACACCUUCAUUACUUUCCCCUAACUGUGCUUAUUGCAAAUCAUGAUGCUGCUUUAUGAGCUGAAUCCCCAAUUACGACAAAGCCAGGAAGACGGGGCUUCAGUCCAGAAGGGAGGCGUACAGUAACCAUGCUGUCCCCCCCGUCGCAUCUGCACAGCCCCCCCCCCCUGCAGGAAGAUCCCCAUUUAUGAAGAACGUUGGUUUAAAAGUUGGAAUCGAACACAGAAAGAUCAGGAAGUUACUGAUCUACAGAGUGCAAUCAGUUUCUUACACAGCCUCCGAGUGUGGCGAAGGGCCGAGGCGUGCAGGUGAGAGUCAGAGGCGUGCAGGUGAGAGUCAGAGGCGUGCAGGUGAGAGUCAGAGGCGUGCAGGUGAGAGUCAGAGGCGUGCAGGUGAGAGUCAGAGGCGUGCAGGUGAGAGUCAGAGGCGUGCAGGUGAGAGUCAGAGGCGUGCAGGUGAGAGUCAGAGGCCUGCAGGUGAGUGUCAGAGGCCUGCAGGUGAGUGUCAGAGGCGUGCAGGUGAGAGUCAGAGGCGUGCAGGUGAGUGUCAGAGGCGUGCAGGUGAGAGUCAGAGGCGUGCAGGUGAGUGUCAGAGGCGUGCAGGUGAGAGUCAGAGGCGUGCAGGUGAGUGUCAGAGGCGUGCAGGUGAGAGUCAGAGGCGUGCAGGUGAGAGUCAGAGGCGUGCAGGUGAGAGUCAGAGGCGUGCAGGUGAGUGUCAGAGGCGUGCAGGUGAGUGUCAGAGGCGUGCAGGUGAGAGUCAGAGGCCUGCAGGUGAGUGUCAGAGGCGUGCAGGUGAGUGUCAGAGGCGUGCAGGUGAGUGUCAGAGGCGUGCAGGUGAGAGUCAGAGGCGUGCAGGUGAGAGUCAGAGGCGUGCAGGUGAGAGUCAGAGGCGUGCAGGUGAGAGUCAGAGGCGUGCAGGUGAGAGUCAGAGGCGUGCAGGUGAGAGUCAGAGGCCUGCAGGUGAGUGUCAGAGGCCUGCAGGUGAGUGUCAGAGGCGUGCAGGUGAGAGUCAGAGGCGUGCAGGUGAGUGUCAGAGGCGUGCAGGUGAGAGUCAGAGGCGUGCAGGUGAGUGUCAGAGGCGUGCAGGUGAGAGUCAGAGGCGUGCAGGUGAGUGUCAGAGGCGUGCAGGUGAGAGUCAGAGGCGUGCAGGUGAGAGUCAGAGGCGUGCAGGUGAGAGUCAGAGGCGUGCAGGUGAGUGUCAGAGGCGUGCAGGUGAGUGUCAGAGGCGUGCAGGUGAGAGUCAGAGGCCUGCAGGUGAGUGUCAGAGGCGUGCAGGUGAGUGUCAGAGGCGUGCAGGUGAGUGUCAGAGGCGUGCAGGUGAGAGUCAGAGGCGUGCAGGUGAGUGUCAGAGGCGUGCAGGUGAGUGUCAGAGGCGUGCAGGUGAGAGUCAGAGGCGUGCAGGUGAGUGUCAGAGGCGUGCAGGUGAGAGUCAGAGGCGUGCAGGUGAGAGUCAGAGGCGUGCAGGUGAGAGUCAGAGGCGUGCAGGUGAGUGUCAGAGGCGUGCAGGUGAGUGUCAGAGGCGUGCAGGUGAGAGUCAGAGGCCUGCAGGUGAGUGUCAGGGGCGUGCAGGUGAGUGUCAGGGAUGUGCAUGUCAAACGCGGCUGGCAGAACCGUUGACGGAUGCUUCACUGCGGUCUGUUAUGUAUGAGCGUGACAAUCAUCCUGCGAGCGCCUGCUGCUGCAGGUAGACUUCGUGUACCUGACUGCCCUGCUGGCUGCAGCCUCCACCCCACCCACUCUGCUGAGACUCAACCCCUGACCCCUGGAGGGCCAGGAAAUCCUAGGCCACCCUGCAGCUCCAACAUUAACCGCCAUCUUAAAACCCACGCAGAGGUUCAGAGCU